AUGGCGGCCAAGGCCGUGGCUUCACGCCUGGAGCGGCAGGAGGAGGACAUCCGCUGGCUAUGGGCGGAGGUCCAGCGCCUAAGGGACGAGCAGCUGAACGCGCCCGACCGCGGCCAGGCGGAGGGGCCGUGCCUGACGCGGGAGGUGGCGCAGCUCCGGGCGGAGAACCGCGACCUGCGCCACCACCUCUACCGCCUGCGACUGUGCCUCGCCGAGGAGCUGAGCCAGCAGGCUAAGCUGGAGAGCGCGGCGCCGGCGGCGGCGGCGGCGCAGGAGGCCAGGCGCGCAGCGGCGGGCGCGCAGGUGACAAAUCAGCCAGAUUUUGUGAAGGAAAGAUUGAAGCUGUUUGAAAUAUUGAAGAAAGACCAUCAGCUUCCAUUUGCCGUUACUGGGAAAAAGGGGAAUACAAACACCGUGAUCACAGUGACAGUGGCUGACGGGAAAACAGUGAAAGGGGAAGUCUGGAAAACGACACCUUAUCAAGUGGCUGCUGAAAUUAGUCCAGAACUGGCUGAAAGCACAGUUGUAGCCAAAGUAAAUGGUGAACUGUGGGACUUGGACCGUCCAUUGGAAGGGGAUUCCAUUCUAGAGCUGCUUACAUUUGAUAAUGAGGAAGCUCAAGCUGUGUACUGGCACUCCAGUGCUCACGUCCUCGGGGAGGCCAUGGAGCUCUACUACGGAGGCCACCUGUGCUAUGGUCCACCCAUUGAAAAUGGAUUUUAUUAUGACAUGUUCAUUGGAGACAGGGCAGUGUCCAGCACGGAACUGUCAGCCUUGGAGGACAUCUGUAAGACCAUCAUCAAAGAAAAGCAGCCUUUCGAAAGACUGGAAGUCAGCAAGGAAGUGCUCCUCGAAAUGUUUAAGUACAAUAAAUUUAAGUGCCGCAUCCUGAAUGAGAAAGUGAACACGCCAACUACGACAGUUUACAGGUGCGGUCCGCUAAUUGACCUCUGCAAAGGCCCCCAUGUAAGACACACUGGAAAAAUUAAAACCAUAAAAAUUUUCAAGAAUUCCUCAACAUAUUGGGAGGGAAAUCCCAAAAUGGAAACACUGCAGAGGAUCUACGGGAUCUCCUUCCCUGAUAACAAGAUGAUGAAGACCUGGGAAAAGUUCCAAGAGGAAGCCAGGAACCGAGAUCACAGGAAGAUUGGAAAGGAACAAGAACUGUUCUUUUUCCAUGAUUUGAGUCCUGGAAGCUGCUUUUUUCUUCCCAGAGGAGCCUUCAUUUAUAAUACACUUAUGGAUUUCAUACGAGAGGAAUAUCACCGACGUAACUUCACAGAAGUGCUCUCUCCCAACAUGUACAACAGCAAACUAUGGGAGACCUCAGGUCACUGGCAGCAUUAUAGUGAGAACAUGUUUACCUUUGAUAUUGAGAAGGAUACAUUUGCCCUAAAGCCCAUGAACUGUCCAGGGCACUGUCUAAUGUUUGCUCAUCGUCCACGAUCAUGGAGGGAAAUGCCUAUCAGAUUCGCUGAUUUUGGAGUUCUUCAUAGGAAUGAAUUGUCAGGAACUUUAAGUGGCUUGACUCGAGUUCGGCGCUUCCAGCAGGAUGAUGCCCACAUCUUCUGCACAGUAGAGCAGAUUGAAGAAGAAAUAAAUGGCUGUUUGCAGUUUUUGCAGUCUGUUUAUUCAACAUUUGGCUUCUCCUUUCAAUUAAAUUUGUCAACAAGGCCUGAAAACUUCCUAGGCGAGGUUGAGAUAUGGGACGAAGCUGAAAAGCAACUACAGAACAGCUUGGUGGAAUUUGGAAAACCAUGGAAGAUGAACCCAGGAGAUGGAGCAUUUUAUGGCCCUAAAAUUGAUAUAAAAAUCAAGGAUGCUAUUGGAAGAUAUCAUCAAUGUGCCACAAUUCAGCUGGACUUCCAACUACCUAUUAGAUUUAAUCUUACAUAUGUUAGUAAGGAUGGAGAUGACAAGAGGAACCCCGUGAUCAUUCAUCGAGCCGUUUUGGGGUCAGUGGAGAGAAUGAUAGCCAUCCUGUCAGAAAACUAUGCGGGGAAAUGGCCUUUCUGGCUGUCUCCUCGUCAGGUAAUGGUCAUCCCCGUGGGGCCAACUUGUGAAAAAUACGCACUGCAGGUAUCCAGUGCAUUUUUUGAAGAAGGGUUCAUGGCCGAUGUUGACUUAGAUCAUAGCUGUACACUAAAUAAGAAAAUACGAAAUGCGCAACUGGCUCAGUAUAAUUUUAUUUUGGUGGUUGGAGAAAAGGAAAAGACAAAUAAUGCUGUAAAUGUUCGAACAAGAGACAACAAAAUUCAUGGAGAGAUUUCUGUAGCUUCUGCCAUUGAUAAGUUGAAGAAUCUCAAGAAAUCACGUACACUAAAUGCUGAGGAAGACUUUUGAAGUUCUUUUCUGUACUUGCUUCUGUAUAACCUUGUUUUGACCCCUAAAAAUGCAUUUUUCUUUACCGGUAGUACUACUUCUAAGAACUUUUUUUUUUUAAGAUUUUUUUUUUUUUU
Molecule: messenger RNA, 2459 nt
Organism: Neogale vison (American mink)
Lineage: Eukaryota; Metazoa; Chordata; Mammalia; Carnivora; Mustelidae
Gene: TARS3
Product: threonyl-tRNA synthetase 3
Exons: 18
Coding region: 1-2343 (780 amino acids)
Biological process (GO): threonyl-tRNA aminoacylation
Cellular component (GO): cytoplasm
Molecular function (GO): ATP binding; threonine-tRNA ligase activity
Source: RefSeq, a predicted model, not a curated record